GGGCUGAACUGAGGAGGGCAAACACGCACAGGAGCACAUUCACAGAAGAGAGAGAGCUGCUGCAGGGCUCGCAUAUGAAGCGACCAGCUGAUGACAAGAAAUCCCCUGAGGACGACAUGAGUUUUGGAGCAGCGUGCAUUUUCCUGAGAGGAGGCAAAAAUAUUACAAGAGAACUGGCUGAUGAUGAGAUUGACGAGCUGCGGGAUGCAUUCAACGAGUUUGAUAAAGACAAAGAUGGGCUGAUCAGUUGUAAGGACCUGGGGAAUCUGAUGCGGACAAUGGGAUACAUGCCUACUGAGAUGGAGCUGAUCGAGUUGAGUCAGAAUAUCAACAUGAACCUUGGUGGAAGAGUAGACUUUGAGGAUUUCGUUGAGCUGAUGGCCCCAAAGCUUCUGGCAGAGACUGCUGGGAUGAUUGGCGUGAAGGAGCUCAAAGAUGCUUUUAAAGAGUUCGACAUGGACGGAGACGGAGAGAUCACAACAGCAGAGCUGAGGUCAGCCAUGAUUAAGCUGAUGGGAGAGCACAUGAGCAGGAGGGAGAUAGACGCCAUAGUAAAAGAAGCAGACGACAACGGAGACGGCACAGUAGACUUCGAAGAGUUCGUCAGAAUGAUGUCCCAUCAAUGA
Molecule: messenger RNA, 626 nt
Organism: Cheilinus undulatus (humphead wrasse)
Lineage: Eukaryota; Metazoa; Chordata; Actinopteri; Labriformes; Labridae
Gene: cabp5a
Product: calcium binding protein 5a
Exons: 7
Coding region: 75-626 (183 amino acids)
Molecular function (GO): calcium ion binding
Source: RefSeq, a predicted model, not a curated record